UUCCACUCCCUUGCAUUUAUUAAUAAGAAAUUGAAUGAAGAAACCAAGACCUGUCUUGCUCAAGCCAACUCUUUGCAAUGUAAUAGCCUUAUUGGAGAAGACUCCAGCAAGCAUGCAGGUGAAACAAGGAAAUAGCAGUCAGAAUAAUGUACAGGCAAUAUUUGGUCAGCAAUUUGCAGAUUACCUAUCAAGAUAUGCCCUUGGAGUACAUACUUUAGUCAACGAGUACUAUUCAAACACUAUGGGAACAAUUUGUUCGAACAAAGGUGAACAACCAUCUUUGUGAAAUACAAGCUUGGAGGGAUUAUUAAUGAAAUUAAGGGAAUGUGCUGAAGAGGAUCCUAGAAGUGAUAUUUUCUCAUUCUCUCUGGCACAAUCCAGCUUUGUUAGUACUCUAAGGUUAGUAUUUGAAAAGGUCACUGGAAACCCACUCAUCUUCGACCAGAAUGAAACUGUAUGCAUGUGGAUAGAUUUGGAAAAUGACAAAGACAGGGAGUUCCUGACUGCUGUUGGGGAUAUCAAAUUCCCUACUAUUGAUACUAUCAUUAUUGAUAAUUUUUACGAGGGUGAUGAAGAGCUUGAAACAUUCCUUUCACAAAGUAUUUCAAGUGUUAAUAACCUCAUCUUGAGGGCUGAUGGCUACUGCGUCGACUUCCAUGAUUACUGUGAAAAGCUGCAAGAGCUUGACUUUAUCAAAUGCCUGUAUCUCAAGGGAUUUUUGAUAGAUAGCGAAGAUCUUGAGCGAGUUCUCAAAUUGCCCGAUUUAGAAAAAGUUAUAUUUGAAUCCUGAAAAAUUGGAGUUGAUGAGCAUUUCUGCAUCUGUGGAGACAAUGAACUUAAAAAUCGGUUAGUUCUCAAGUCAUUGCACUUCAUAAUUAAUGAAACGGAAGAGGAAGAUAUGAAAAGACUAGCAAAAACUAUUAAACAGAGUUCUUGAGAGUAUUCUUUUGAAUCAAUCACAGUCCUAAACUGUGCUCUUUGUCAGAAGCAAAUAGACUCCAUCUUUAAUUAAUUUUAUACUUUAAUGACUGCUAAACAGCUCUGUGAUAUUA
This is a messenger RNA of Moneuplotes crassus, 1052 nucleotides long. NCBI's taxonomy places the organism in Eukaryota, Ciliophora, Spirotrichea, Euplotida, Euplotidae. The record is from the annotation of a GenBank genome assembly.